Messenger RNA from Aureobasidium vineae, 1545 nucleotides. NCBI's taxonomy places the organism in Eukaryota, Fungi, Ascomycota, Dothideomycetes, Dothideales, Saccotheciaceae. The record is from the annotation of a GenBank genome assembly.
AUGGGUCGCCGCAAGAUUGAGAUCCGACCCGCUGAUUUCCAGGGCAAAGGUGGUGGUGACGAUGAUGAGGAGGGCGACGAGGAGCCCGUCGACCAGCACGAAUCACACUCACCACCGGAGCCCGCCAUGAUCCAACACCCUCUCCAGCACCAGCCCGGCCUCCAGCACAUGAGAAACUCCACGCCUUCUGCAUCGCCGCCCAUCCCGAAUGGCGCCAUGCCCGCCUUCCCUCAGCGCAUGGCCACUCCUCAGCCGCCGAAUGGCUCACGUCCUUCAUCCCGCGUUUCGCACUUCCGCCGUACUAGCUCGAACCUGGUGCCUCAGCACAUGGGCACUCCGUCGCAACCACCCGCUCCUCAGCCUACCUAUGCCUAUUCUCCGAACGCUCCCUACCAUCCUCCUCCCCCGAAUCCUGUCAUGCAGCGACCUACCCCGCAAGGUUUCGCUGUCCAACCUCCUCAAUAUUACGCCGCUUAUCCCCCACCCACUCAACAACAAAUGCAAGUCGCUGCUCAGCAGGUAUAUCUGCAAGAACAGAGGAGGCAAUCCUCGGUCCCUCCACACUUCAUGAGCCAGGUUCAUCCAGGCGCCCAGCAACAUAUUCCGACACCACAGCAGCAAUAUCAACAGAACCAGUCACACAGCGCACAACCUUCUCCACAACCUGACCAGAAUACUUUCCAAAGUCCUCCGCUACCCCAACCAAGACCUUUGCCAGCUCAUGCGAGAUCGCAUAGCAUAUUCACGCCGAUUGACGAUAGCCGCUCGCUCCUCGCUCAGCAUUGGGGUGGAAGCACCUCCAACUACAGGGAACCGAUCAUAAAGACCGAAGUUCCCCGCUCGCAUUCAGUCGAUGUUUCUUCUGCACCACGCCAAAGGACUGACGACACGGGUCCAAAUCCUGCAGAGCCAACAGCAGCAGCAACUGCUGCACAACCACCACCAGCCACCUCUAAUCCUACCAUGCAAGCGCCUCCUCCAGGACCCCCUCAACGCACGGGCUCUAUGUCCUCAAUACCCGGACCCAUACGUCCCGGAGGUGCAGCUGCCGAAGCAAAACGACCACGAUUGAAAGUGCAAAUCCCCAGUGAACAAUCAGACGGAGGCAGUGCGACAGCAGAUUCAUCGCCCAAAGAUGGCAGUACAGCGGCGACGCCGAUGCGUGUUGGCCAAGGGGUAGUUCUUCCACCUCCGUCGCCAUCUACGAAUGCAGUUCUCUCUGCGGGUGCAUCUGGACCGCCCAAUCCAUUUGCGCGACCGGCACCGCCUAUCAGUACGAAUCCACAUGUAAACCGUGAGCGAGAUCACAUCGAAACACCGCUCUCUGCAUUACCCAGUCGGGUCAUGGAUGGAAACCACCUCCUGCCCAGUCCGUCAUCAUUCUGGCCAGAUGCAUGGUUCGGGAGAGACAACAAUAUGAUGCCGAGUCCACUCAAUUUCCAGACGCCGGUGGUAUUCAGCGGACCAGGGUUCAAAGACGAAGACGAGAAGAAACGAAAGGCGGAGGAGGAAGCAGGAGGAGGUGGGAAGAGAACAAAGGAUUAG